AUGUCGGACGAGGUAAUUUGGCAAGUUAUUAACCAAGAAUUUUGCUCUUAUAAAGUCAAAACUACAACGCAAAAUCUUUGCAUAAACGAAUAUAAUGUUACUGGGUUAUGUAAUAGACAAUCAUGUCCUUUAGCAAAUAGCCGAUACGCGACUGUUCGUGAAAUUGAUGGCAUAUUAUAUUUAUAUACAAAGGUCAUAGAGAGAGCGCAUACGCCAGCGCGUAUGUGGCAACGAAUUAAGUUAUCAAAAAAUUAUGCUAAAGCGUUAGAGCAAAUCGAUAAAGAAUUAUUAUAUUGGCCAAAUUUUUUGAUUCACAAAUGUAAACAACGCGUAACCAAAAUUACUCAAUAUUUAAUACGGAUGAGAAGACUAAAAUUGAAAGAUAGACCACAACUUGUUGGAAUUAAAAAGAAGAUCGAAAGACGUGAAACUAAACGAGAAAGAAAGGCCGAAGAUGCGGCAAGAAUAGAUAAAGCAAUUGAAAAAGAAUUAAUUAAUCGUUUGAAAAGUAAAGCUUAUGGUGAUAAUCCAUUAAAUGUUAAUGAAGAAGUUUGGAAAUCAGUUUUAGAGGGUGAUAACCUUGAAGCCGAAGAUGAUAUGACUGAUGAAAGUGAUGUUGAAGAUUUAGAGGAAAAUGAAUCAAGCGAUUAUAGUGAUAUACUUGAUGCUUUAGAAGAAAUUAGUGAAGAUGAUGAUGAGGAAGUCGAAAAACCAAACGUCAAGGGUAAAAGAAAAGGUACAGAGGCUAAAGAAUCACGACCGAAGAAAAGACGUGGUAAAUAUGUUGAAGUUGAAUACGAGCAUGAGCAAUCAUUAUCCAAAGUACCUACUUGGUGA
Molecule: messenger RNA, 837 nt
Organism: Dentiscutata erythropus
Lineage: Eukaryota; Fungi; Glomeromycota; Glomeromycetes; Diversisporales; Gigasporaceae
Source: the annotation of a GenBank genome assembly